CCACUCGUUACGACAAUUCUCUCCGAACUUCGCCAUCAUCCAUCAUUAUUUUAUUUUAAAUUCAUUAAUCCUUUAUCCUCGUUACUUGAUUACUUGAUAUAUCAUCACCUUGACGCUUUCUCCUCAUAAAUCAGGACUCGAAUCCGUUCCUGUCAAUCGUUUCAGUUCUUGUUCGUUUGUUUCUGCAAAUAUGGGGAGUGAAGGGGUGACGAUGAAGCAGGUGUUCGAUUCUGCGGCGGCGACUGCAGUGGUUAGUAAGCUGAGAGGAAAUUUCUCGGCAGGAAAGACUCGGAGCUACGAGUGGCGAGUGGCUCAGUUGAAUAGUAUGUUCAAGAUGCUUGACGAACGCGAGCCGGACAUUGUCGCUGCUCUUCGCGAUGAUCUCUCCAAGCCUGAACUUGAAGCCUCCAUUUACGAGGUAGGUGUGUUGAAAGGUUCUAUCCGAUUGGCACUCAAAGAACUAAAACGCUGGAUGGCACCAGAGAAGGCUAAAACUAAAAUGAACACUUUUCCUUCAUCUGCUGAAAUAGUGUCAGAACCACUGGGAGUCGUAUUGAUUAUCUCAGCAUGGAACUAUCCUUUCUUGUUGUCUCUUGAUCCAAUGGUUGGAGCCAUUGCUGCUGGUAAUGCCGUGGUUCUAAAGCCAUCUGAAAUUGCUCCAGCUUCAUCUUCAUUGCUUGCAAAAUUAGUACGGGAGUAUAUGGAUUCCUCUUCCAUUAGGGUGGUUGAAGGGGCUGUUGCUGAAACAUCUGCCUUGCUGGAGCAAAACUGGGAUAAAAUAUUUUAUACAGGCAAUGGAAGAGUUGCACGGAUUGUAAUGGCUGCUGCUGCAAAGCACCUUACACCAGUUGUCUUGGAGCUUGGAGGAAAAUCUCCCGUUGUUGUUGAUUCAGGCAUCAAUUUACAAGUUGCAACUCGUCGGAUUAUCAUGGGCAAGUGGGCUUGUAAUAAUGGACAAGCAUGCAUUUCUCCUGAUUAUGUUAUAACUACAAAAGAUUAUGCCCCAAAAUUGGUGGAUAGUCUGAAAUGCGAAUUGGAGAAAUUUUACGGGAUAAAUCCAAUGGAAUCAAAAGACUUAUCAUGCAUUGUGAACUCCAACCACUUUAUUCGCCUGUCAAAAAUGUUGGAUGAUGAUAAGGUUUCCGGAAAGAUAGUCCAUGGAGGUGAAAGGGACAAAACUAACUUAAGGAUUGCUCCAACUAUCCUGCUAGAUGUUCCUCAAGACUCUCUUAUCAUGAGUGAGGAGAUAUUUGGGCCCUUGCUUCCCAUACUCACAGUUGACAAAAUAGAGGAUAGCUUUGAUAUUAUAAACUCAGGAACAAAGCCGCUUGCAGCAUAUAUGUUUACAAACAACAAGAAGCUCAGGGAGCAAUUUGUAACAAUGGUCUCAGCAGGGGGUCUGGUUGUCAAUGACACAACUUUACAUCUUGCUGUAUCGACUCUACCAUUUGGCGGUGUCCAGGAGAGUGGGAUGGGAUCAUACCAUGGGAAAUUUUCUUUUGAUGCUUUUAGCCAUAAAAAGGCAGUGCUUUACAGAAGUCUUGCUGCUGACUCGGCUUUGAGAUAUCCACCAUAUACGCAGAGUAAGCUAAGAUUAAUGAAGAUUCUGAUGUCUGGUAGUAUAAUUGCCAUAAUUCGUGCCCUUCUGGGAUUCCCUAGGGCUUAAAAUGAUGUCUGGAUGUUUGCCUUGUGUGUAAGUUCUCUGUGUAUUUUGAUGUACUACGUUUUGUACUUAUAAUUUUUCAAUUUCAUCGAGACUGAUUAGUCUUGAAUAUAGAAGUGCAAUGUAAGUGUGUUGAUGCAA
Mangifera indica (mango) is the source of this 1804-nucleotide messenger RNA. RefSeq names its product aldehyde dehydrogenase family 3 member H1-like. Gene Ontology annotation, cellular component: cytoplasm. Bases 191 to 1666 code for a protein of 491 amino acids. Gene Ontology annotation, biological process: aldehyde metabolic process. NCBI's taxonomy places the organism in Eukaryota, Viridiplantae, Streptophyta, Magnoliopsida, Sapindales, Anacardiaceae. The record is from RefSeq and is a predicted model, not a curated record. The transcript has 10 exons. Gene Ontology annotation, molecular function: aldehyde dehydrogenase (NAD+) activity.